AUGUCUUUUGAGGGCCGCGACGGCGCCGAGCCGGCCAUGCUGGCUACGGGCACGCCGCUGCCGCAGCCACCCAGCCCUGUGCAGAGCCCCCCCCAGCAGCCCCCGGCCAGGGAGGAAGAUGAGGAGGAGGAGGAGCCAACAGAGACAGAGACCUCCGGGGAGAGGCUGGGAGUCAGCGACAAUGGAGGGCUCUUCGUGAUGGACGAGGACGCCACCCUCCAGGACCUGCCCCCCUUCUGCGAGUCGGACCCCGAGAGCACCGAUGACGGCAGCCUAAGCGAGGAGACCCCCGCCGGCCCCCCGACCUACUCAGUGCCCCCAGCCUCGGCCCUGCCCACGCAGCAGUACGCCAAGUCCCUGCCCGUGUCCGUGCCCAUCUGGGCCUUCAAGGAGAAGAGGACAGAGGCGCGGUCGUCGGACGAGGAGAACGGGCCGCCCUCCUCGCCGGACCUGGACCGCAUCGCGGCGAGCAUGCGCGCGCUGGUGCUGCGGGAGGCCGAGGACACCCAGGUGUUCGGGGACCUGCCGCGACCGCGGCUUAACACCAGCGACUUCCAGAAGCUGAAGCGGAAAUACUGA
This is a messenger RNA of Orycteropus afer afer, 579 nucleotides long. It is a transcript of the gene AKT1S1, whose product is annotated as AKT1 substrate 1. NCBI's taxonomy places the organism in Eukaryota, Metazoa, Chordata, Mammalia, Tubulidentata, Orycteropodidae. The record is from RefSeq and is a predicted model, not a curated record. Gene Ontology annotation, biological process: negative regulation of TOR signaling; negative regulation of protein kinase activity; neurotrophin TRK receptor signaling pathway. The transcript has 5 exons. Gene Ontology annotation, cellular component: cytoplasm. Bases 1 to 579 code for a protein of 192 amino acids.